AUGUCAUGUGGAGAGGUUUCGGUCCGGCGUCCACAGAGCAAGAAUUCGCGAAGCUUCUUUGCUUUUUCGUUUCACGCUUGGUGGCCUCGUGGAGAGCAGGGUUUCUCCAAGCUCGUCACGCUCGACGCUAAAGAACGUUGUGGAGAUGAGCCGUCUCUCAGACGCCUAUCACAAACGCCAUCCACAGGCGCGGAGGCCGAAAUGAAAGGGAACCAUGUGCAAGACGGGGGGAAAAAAGGCGAAAGUUCUUCUGCUUUUGAGCGGAGCAGUGGAAGGGGGUUCAUACACACCCGGCCAGCAAUGGUCCUUCAGGAUCUCUCGUUGGAAGUUUGGACGCCUCGUGGGAUCUUGGGCCUUCGAUCCAAGUUCCCGUAA
This is a messenger RNA of Coccidioides immitis RS, 375 nucleotides long. RefSeq lists its product as uncharacterized. The transcript has a single exon. The record is from RefSeq and is a predicted model, not a curated record. Lineage: Eukaryota; Fungi; Ascomycota; Eurotiomycetes; Onygenales; Onygenaceae. Bases 1 to 375 code for a protein of 124 amino acids.